UCCCACUUGUUUAAAUUUUGCAAUUUAAUCCAACUAUUAACAGUGUAAGCACUGAUGCCUGAAAACCUUGAAUUAACGGCGUUAAUGGAAGAUUUGGGCGGCGAAUCUCCGGAGACUCACGACUGCGUAGUUAAGCUGAGGCUGAAUCCGCGGCGGAGAAAGGAGAAGGUGGUUGUAGGCUGUGGAGCUGGAUUUGGCGGCGAUCGGCCGAUUGCAGCACUGAAAUUGCUUCAGAGAGUGGAGGAAUUGGACUACUUAGUACUCGAAUGCUUAGCGGAACGCACUCUGGCCGAGCGUUCCAGUGCUUUGAAGUCCGGCGGCAAGGGCUACGAUCCUCGCAUUUCUGAGUGGAUGGAGUUGCUUUUACCACUGGCUAUCGAGAGAGGUGUCCGCAUUAUUACCAAUAUGGGUGCUAAGUCUCCAUAUGGUGCUCAAGAAGAGGUUUUACGAACUGCGAGCAAACUUGGGAUUGAUGUGACCGUUGGCCUGGCUUAUCAGUCAUCUGUCUCAGAAAUAGGAGUGGACGGUGAACUGAAAUAUGUCGAUGGUGAUGUUAGCGUGUAUCUCGGAGCAUCUCCAAUUGUUGAAUGUCUGGAGAGAUACACCCCAGAUGUUAUAAUUACCUCUCGGGUGGCCGAUGCUUCUUUAUUCUUAGCUCCAAUGGUAUAUGAAUUAGGAUGGAACUGGGAUCAGCUGCAGCUCCUAGCACAAGGCUCUGUGGCAGGUCAUCUUCUCGAAUGUGGUUGUCAACUCACAGGAGGUUAUUAUAUGCACCCAGGUGAUAAACAUCGAAAUAUGUCCUUCCAAAAUCUCUUGGAUUUGUCUCUUCCAUUUGCUGAAGUUACCUUCGACGGCAAGAUUUGUGUAGCGAAGGCAGAAGCCAGCGGAGGGGUCCUAAAUUUCAAUACUUGCGCUGAACAACUUCUUUAUGAAAUCGGGGAUCCUAGUGCAUACAUUACCCCGGAUGUGAUUAUAGAUAUUCAAGAUGUCACAUUUCAACCAUUGUCCGAGAGCAAAGUUCUCUGUUUAGGAGCAAAGCCUUCACCUGCAUCCAUACCUCAAAAACUAUUGCUGCUAAGAUCAAAGGACAAUGGAUGGAAAGGCUGGGGAGAAAUCUCCUAUGGAGGCUAUGCGUCAAUACAACGUGCUAAAGCUGCUGAAUUUCUUGUAAGGGCUUGGGUGGAAGAAUUAUAUCCUGGUACAAGCAACAAGAUUGUUUCCUACAUUAUUGGUCUGGAUAGCCUAAAAACAUCAUGUGUCGAGGAUUUAUCGUCAAAGACGAGUGAAGAUAUUCGAUUAAGGAUGGAUGGCUUGUUCGAGAAAGAGGAACAUGCAAUCCAGCUAACGAAAGAGUUCACAGCUUUAUACACCAAUGGCCCUGCUGGCGGUGGUGGCAUCAGCACUGGACACAGGAAAGAGAUUUUUCUCGAAAAAGCAUUGGUAGAACGCAAACAUGUUCACUGGCAAACUUAUGCUGCCCGAAACAACAACAUAACCAGCUUAUCAACUACAAAGAACACAAUCCACGUGGGCAAAGAAAAUUCAACCAAAGAAUCGAGGGCCCCACAAAGCCGCCCCACUGCUGCACCAGCUGGCGAAAAGAUUCCUCUCUACAACGUAGCUCAUAGCAGGGUGGGCGAUAAAGGGAACGACCUAAACUUCUCAAUCAUCCCACAUUACCCACCCGAUAUCGAGAGGCUUAAGAUGGUUCUAACACCUGAGUGGGUAAAGAAUAUCCUCUCUCGUCUUUUAGAUCCCUCGUCUUUCCCCGAUUCUCGAGACAUAGAAAGAAGAGACGAGUGGGUUAAUGGUAAUGUUGGGGUGGAGAUCUACGAGGUUAGAGGGGUCCACUCUCUGAACGUUGUUGUCCGGAAUGUUCUAGAUGGCGGAGUUAAUUGCUCUAGAAGAAUCGACAGGCACGGUAAGACUGUGUCCGAUCUUGUGUUGUCUCAGCAAGUUGUGUUGCCACCUUGAUAUUUAAAGCUCGUAUAAAUUUAUGCUUGGAAUGUUGUUCGUAUAAUAAAUUGUACAUUAGUUGAAACGAAGGAUUUUCAAUAAAAGUUAUUUAUACCGAGUUC
Erythranthe guttata (spotted monkey flower) is the source of this 2078-nucleotide messenger RNA. RefSeq names its product propionyl-CoA carboxylase. The record is from RefSeq and is a predicted model, not a curated record. NCBI's taxonomy places the organism in Eukaryota, Viridiplantae, Streptophyta, Magnoliopsida, Lamiales, Phrymaceae.